AUGGACGGAUGGGGUGGUGGCGCCGCCGAGAAAUGGGCAACAAUAUAUUCGAGGAGCCUUCUGAAAGAUCAAGGUGUGGAGAUUGCAACGUGGAGGGACACAACACUACAGGUUGCAGCAGCCAGCAAUCUAGAAAACGAUCAAAGAGGAAUGCGGCAAGCACAAGCCAACAUGGUGGCAGCCAACAAGGUACUGCCCAGCAAGCUCCAAGCCGACAAGGGGUUAGCCAACAAGGUACUGCCCAGCAAGCUCCAAGCCGACAAGGGGUUAGCCAACAAGGUACUGCCCAGCAAGCUCCAAGCCGACAAGGGGUUAGCCAACAAGGUACUGCCCAGCAAGCUCCAAGCCGACAAGGGGUUAGCCAACAAGGAAGUACACGAGAUGGUUGUAGCCAACAAGGUCCUAGCCAAGGAGUUAGCCAACAAGGAAGUACACGAGAUGGUUCUAACCAACAAGGAAGUACCCGAGGGAGAGGUCGCCAACGAGGCACUCGUAGCCAACAAAGAUGGACACGAGGGAGACGUACAUUUCAAGCUCCUAGGCAACAAGCAGUCAACCGGGGUGGUGGCGCCACCUAAGUGGGACGAUGAAGAGGAGGGGGACAAGGGUGAGAGGCCAGGGUGGUGGAAGGCAGCUGAGAUGAAGGUGAAAGAGCAGGAAGCAAGGGAGAGGGAGAUGGAAAGAAUUAGGAAGCACAAUGAGGAAGUUCAAAAGAAUUCUCGAAUGAGAUUUGAGGCACACAUGUACAGUUGGAACCAGGAAAUUUGGUUGAAGCAACAAGCUGAGCUUAGGAAGAAAGAACAAGUAAGGAAAUUAACUGAGUCAUGGGAAAGGUCUGAGAAAGAAGCCGCCAAGAAGAGGGAGAGGGAGGAGAAGGAAUGGAAGGAGAAGCUAGUUCAUGAGGCUAGUCGCGAAAUGGCACUCGAGGAGGAAGCAGAGCUCAAGGAGAGGAAGAGGAAGGGAAAGGGUCCUUGUUCGACCCAAUAG
Molecule: messenger RNA, 987 nt
Organism: Brachypodium distachyon (stiff brome)
Lineage: Eukaryota; Viridiplantae; Streptophyta; Magnoliopsida; Poales; Poaceae
Product: golgin subfamily A member 6-like protein 7
Exons: 2
Coding region: 1-987 (328 amino acids)
Source: RefSeq, a predicted model, not a curated record